CAAGAAAAGGGAACCUGCAUAAAAUCUAGAAUCCAAUCCAAGCAAUCUACGGAAAAAAAUGAGCAACCCCAAGAGCUCAGAUCUUCACUUGUUGAUGUUCCCAUGGUUUGCCGUCGGUCACAUGACGCCGUUCCUCCAUCUCGCCAACAGCCUUGCAGAGAGAGGCUGCUCCACCACUUUUUUGCUGCCAACCAAAGCUAUACAACAAUUGCAACACUUCAAUCUUUAUCCUCAUCUCAUCACCUUGCAAUCUCUCACCGUCCCUCACGUCGACGGCCUCCCCAUUGGCACCCAGACCGCCUCUGAUAUCCCCCUUGAAUUAAACCAUUUGCUCGCUAUAGCCCUGGAUCGUACCCGUAACCAAGUCGAAAAGGUAAUACAUGAAACCAGACCUAAGUUUGUUAUCUAUGAUAUGGCUCACUGGGUGCCGGAGAUAACAAAAGCUCUUGGCAUUAAGGCCAUACACUACACCGUAGUUUCAGCAGCCUCCAUAGCAAUAGUACUAGUUCCGGCACGAAAUGUGCCUGAAGAUAGGCCCAUUACUGAGUCUGAAAUGUUAAUGCCACCUACUGGCUAUCCAUCGACAACUACUGUGCUUCGUGCCCAUGAAGUGCGUUCAUUGUUAUUUGUAUCCCAACCUUUUGGUGAAGGAAUAACGUUUUAUGAAAGAAUGUUCAAAGCAAUGAAAGAAAGUGAUGCACUAGCUAUAAGAACUUGCAAUGAAACUGAAGGGAACUUUUGUGAUUACAUUGGAAGUCAAUAUGGAAAGCCAGUGUUUCUAACCGGACCUGUCUUGCCGGGGCCAGCUAAGACACCGUUAGAAGAUCGGUGGUGUAAAUGGCUAAGUGGGUUUGAACAAGGUUCAGUGUUGUUCUGUGCGUUUGGAAGCCAAAUCAUACUGGAAAAGGAUCAAUUUCAAGAGCUGGUUUUAGGGUUCGAGUUAACAGGUCUGCCAUUUUUAGUUGCCCUAAAACCUCCAGCAGGCGCGGCAACAGUGGAAGAAGCGCUGCCGGAGGGGUUCGAAGAGAGGGUUAAAGGGAGAGGAGUCGUCUGGGGUGGCUGGGUACAACAGCUAAUGAUCUUAGAUCACCCAUCGGUAGGGUGCUUUGUGAACCAUUGUGGGUUUGGCUCGAUGUGGGAGUCUUUGCUUAGUGAUUGUCAAGUAGUAUUGGUGCCACACCUAGGUGAUCAAAUCUUGAACGCAAGGUUCAUGGCUGAAGAGUUAAAGGUGGCAGUGGAGGUGGAGAGAGACGAAAGUGGGUGGUUUUCCAAGGAGAACGUGAGCAAAGCCAUUCACUCAGUGAUGGAUAAAGGCAAUGAAUUUGGUUCAAUGCUUAAACAGAAUCACAGGAAGUGGAGGGAGAAGAUGAUAAACAAAGAGUUGAUGAGUGGUUACGUUGAUAAAUUUGUACAAGAUAUGCAACAACUUGUCAAAGUAAUGGUAUGAUUCCAUGCCAUUGGGAGAAAUUUACCAGAUAUAUAUUAUGAAUGAUUAUGGUGAAUUUUAUGUAAUAUAUAAUAAUUUAUUAAUAAUUUAUUUAUGUUAUUUCAAUUUUAUAUUUCAAAAAUGCUAAUGUAAUAUGACGUAUAAUAAAUCAAUUUUUUUUAUAAG
This is a messenger RNA of Manihot esculenta (cassava), 1612 nucleotides long. Its product is annotated as UDP-glycosyltransferase 79B6. Lineage: Eukaryota; Viridiplantae; Streptophyta; Magnoliopsida; Malpighiales; Euphorbiaceae. The coding region runs from base 59 to 1447 and encodes 462 amino acids. Gene Ontology annotation, molecular function: UDP-glycosyltransferase activity. The record is from RefSeq and is a predicted model, not a curated record. The transcript has a single exon.